AUGAAAAUAAUUCUAGUCGGCGUAGGCGGUAGCUCUUCAUCGGGGAAGACGACGCUAUCUAAGAAGCUGCUCAACGUGCUUCCCCAGUCGUUCAUAAUCCAUCAGGACGAUUUCGCACCACCAAAUGAGCAAAUUCCCGUAGAUCCCACGCACAAUGUGCAGAACUGGGAUGAUCCAGAUAGUUCAAUUGAAUGGGAUAGAUUGAUUGAGGUGUUGCAGCAUGUCAAAGCACAGGGAAUGCUGCCAACUUCCCACAAAUCGCACGAUCACUUGCACCCGCCUUCGCAGACUAAUCUAGUAAGCAACGAGCUCAACGCUAAAGAGAUAGCACUGCAGAAGAAAGCCAAGGAGAUGUCCGAUGAUGUCGUCUACGCACUCUUAGAUGGAUUCCUCUGCUUCUAUAACAAAACGGUACUCGAUUUGUUGGAUGUGCGGAUAUUUCUCAACGCAGAUAAAGGCACCCUCAAGCACCGCAGAUCGCUUAGAGAGGGCUAUGCUACAGCUGAAGGCGAUGUGUGGAUAGAUCCGCCUUUUUAUUUCGACGAUAUUGUCUGGCCAGCGUACAUCAAAGCUCACAAAGAUGUCUUUGUUAAUGGCGAUCCAGAAGCUGGUGUUCCAACGCCAUACGUGCGAGACAUCCACAUCUACGACUCUACCAAGCUAGACGUAGACGAAAUACUCAGCAAAGCUACUAUAGACAUAAUAGAAUAUUCUAGGAUAAACUAG
Messenger RNA from Wallemia ichthyophaga EXF-994, 726 nucleotides. RefSeq names its product Nicotinamide riboside kinase. The coding region runs from base 1 to 726 and encodes 241 amino acids. The record is from RefSeq and is a predicted model, not a curated record. The transcript is spliced from 3 exons. Gene Ontology annotation, molecular function: kinase activity; ATP binding. Gene Ontology annotation, cellular component: cytoplasm. Lineage: Eukaryota; Fungi; Basidiomycota; Wallemiomycetes; Wallemiales; Wallemiaceae.